This is a messenger RNA of Myripristis murdjan (pinecone soldierfish), 4138 nucleotides long. It is a transcript of the gene tiparp, whose product is annotated as TCDD-inducible poly(ADP-ribose) polymerase. Gene Ontology annotation, cellular component: nucleus. The coding region runs from base 499 to 2682 and encodes 727 amino acids. NCBI's taxonomy places the organism in Eukaryota, Metazoa, Chordata, Actinopteri, Holocentriformes, Holocentridae. The transcript has 7 exons. Gene Ontology annotation, molecular function: zinc ion binding; NAD+ poly-ADP-ribosyltransferase activity. The record is from RefSeq and is a predicted model, not a curated record.
CUGUACGUGCAAAGUUGCCCGGGCAGCGAUGUGUAAGCGGCACGUAGACGGCAGGGGCCGCGUAUCGGGCUCCCAUGAUCAAAAUAUAUAGUCCCGAGAGAGAGGGAGAGAGAGAGAGGGAGAGAGGGACGUUUUGUUACAGUUUGACAAUGAUUUUAUCGCUUCUACUUGGAGACGCAGCUGUAAUUGCAAGUCUGACGCUGGUAGGGGACUAAAGAAUAAAAGGAAAAAAAGACACCGUCCCGUUUUAUACCUAUUCGUAAUAAAUUUUAUCUGAACAAAGACUGAAUCGAGGCAAUUUGAGAUGCACUGAAGCUAAGUUUGGGAAUGGCAGGGGUAGAUAAUAUAUUUUCUAUUUCAAAUCUAAUGUUUAAAAGGAAAUACGAGCCUUGUAUUUCUCCCCAAACGAAAAAUCACUAGCAGUGAUAUUCCUGUAGGGACUGAGCGCGUCUGCGGCAGCCUACUGGAUAGACUGUUGGGUGUUAGGAGAGGAGGAUCAUGGAUAAAACUUUGCGCAUUCUACAGAAACCCACAGACGGUGUGCCGACCGGGAUCUCCCUGGACGUGAGUUUAAACAUGGACGAACGGGAAGAUUUCACGGAACAGCAGAUUGUGGGACUCCCGGACAAAAUCCCUCUUGUGAAGCCGUAUUUCAAAAAGAAACAGAGGAAAUUGGACGCCAAAUGCCUCCACCGCGCCCUGGAGGACCCUAUCCUGACCACUUUACUGAGCACCGAUGCGCUCGUCUCCGGGGACGGGGUGUUUGUCCCCCGGAGCCAACCGGGUCGGACACCGGGGAACUUGUGCGCGGCGGCCGUGGUCAAGCAGAGCUGUAUCGGGCCGGUGUGCCUGAAAGACUCGGGAGCCGCUGACGACGCCGCAGCUGGAGCCAGGAUACCGGGGCUGAUUACGCGCGACGGAGACGCGGAGAUGGCCGAUACGACCGCGGAGCUAGAAGAGACGGAGCGCCGCGGGGAGCGACUCAAGAUAACCGGGGUGGAUUCUACCUCCGACAGCCGCUGUUUCCAGUUGAAAUCUGGCCUCAGGGCGGCCGUGGCCACAGUGACAAUAACACCCCCCACCAGGGACAUAUCUCCCAUAGUAGCACCCCAGCCUCCUCUCCAAGAGGGGGCCAUCAAAAGCAGUGACCUCUUCACCCCCGGGGCCAAAUGCCUUCCUGUCAAAGACAGCAGCAGCUUCGGGCCCCCCCACCCCCUCCUCCUUCAGGCCCCUCAGCCUGACAAAGGAGUGAUAUUUCAGGAUAAAAGCGAAGAGGCCUCCCUGGACCUGGUCUUUGAGCUGCUCACCCAGCUCCAGUAUCACACGCACCAGGCGGACUCAGUGUCGAUCUGUGUGGAUUUCCUGCAGGGCCAGUGUGUUUAUGGCAGUGACUGUGCCCACCACCACACCGUGCUACCCUACCACUGGCAGAUCCGCAGGAGCUGCAGCCAGACCUGGCAGAGCAUAGCGGACGACUCGCAGGAGCAGCUGGAGAGACUGUACUGCAACCCGGACAAUGAGCAAGUCAGGCUCAAAUUUCAGGGUCGAGUGUUUUCCCUAGACUUUGGGGCGAUGCGAGUGUGUGACCUGGAGUUUGACCGCGUCCGGCGACUGACCACUCCUCCCAGCCCCUUAGGCCCGCCUCAAGCCAACGCAAACCCCGCCCCCAACUGUCACACCGUGUGGAAGUACUACUGCAGAGACAACUUCGGCUGGAGAGAAUACUCCGAGCCGGUGGUGAGGCUGAUUGAGGAGGCGAGUGGGAGGGGUCUUAAGGAGGUGCGCUUCAUCACGCUCCAGAACCAGUACAUCCUCAACAUCAGGGAAGGCUUCCAGCAGAAUGCGGUGUUUGGUUUCAGACGUCAGAUCAAGAAACGGCCCAUGUUCAUGUCCUCCGUGAUGCUCACACCCCACCUGCAGACUUUGGGAGGCCUCUCUUCAUCACCUCUCCCCUCCUCCUCCUCCUCCUCCUCCUGCUCGUCUUCCUCAUCGUCCAUGGAUCUGUCCGUGUCACACCCCCUCUCACCAACAUCCACAAACCCACCCAGCCUUUUUCCGGAGACGUGGUUGCCCAUGACAACGAGCCAGGACUUCCUGCAGGUGCCGGUCUCCCGUGACGACCGCAGCUACCGGACAGUGUACAGCCUGUUCCACAAGACCGUGUCGGAGACCAAGUUCCGGAUCCUCAAGAUCCUGCGCGUGCAGAACCCCUUUCUCUGGGAAAAGUACAAGAGGAAGAAGGAGUACAUGUCACGGCGUCUGUCAGAGAUGGACCGGCUUCUGAGCGAGCGCCACCUCUUCCAUGGCACCUCGGCCGAUGUGGUGGAGGGCAUCUGCAAGCACAACUUUGACCCACGCGUCUGUGGCAAGCAUGCCACCAUGUUCGGUCAGGGCUCCUACUUCGCCCGCAAGGCCGUCUACUCCCACAACUUCUCCAAGCGCUCGCCCAAAGGAGUCCACUGCAUGUUCCUGGCCAAGGUUCUUACUGGCAGGUUCACUGUAGGAAAUCCUUCCAUGCGACGCCCUCCACCCAUCAGCCCCCGUGACCCCUCCAGUGACCUCUAUGAUUCUUGUGUCGACAACUGGGUGGACCCCCAGAUCUAUGUAAUCUUCAACGACGACCAGAGCUACCCUUACUUUAUCAUUCAAUACGAGGAGGUACCUAGCACCGUCUCCGUCUGAACGCUGCAUCAGACCUGGGUCCAUCAGUAUUUGCGAAAUACUUCUGUACUUCUGCAUGUUUUGUUCUGCGUAGGUGGUAAAUGGGUGGUGUUUGCCAGACAAAAUGACAAAGAAGAACUUUAGACUACUGAAAGUCAGAAUUUUGUGUACUUUUCCAUGACAGAUGUCAUACCUGAGAAUGUCCAAAUAGUCUUGAUUGAGUAAACUUCACCCAUCUGGUAUCUACACAGUUUGAAACAAAAGCUUAGAACUGUUUGCAAAUCGAUAAAUGAUCCAGGUGUGCAGUGGACCAGAUCAAACCAGACCAGACUGGAUUUAGCUGGUCGACAAAGGAGCAGAGCAGAAGACCACCUUACUUACUGUGUCAUCCGGGACAAAAAGCCACCUAUUACUGUGGUCAUCAAAGACCAGACGAGAUCAGAUCAAACAGGUCAAAACCAGAUUCAGCCGGCCAAAACUGGACUGGACCAGAGCAAAACCUGUUUGAUCCAGUGUUAUGAGGCUCCCGGCACUGAGGACAUCUGAGACCACACUGACUGGAGUGGACAGGAUUGUGCUGGGCCAAACUGGACUGAGUUGGUCCAGACUAGAUCAGAUGUACCGCAUUUCAUCAUCUAACAUGAAGAGGAACCCAGUGGUGAACGCUGCACCAGAGAGAACUUUGUAUACAUCAAUCUAACUGACCUGGAUCAGACCCGGGAAAACACAAAGCUACACCCCUUAUCAUUUUAACUUGGUAUCUAGUUGAAUGGCUGUCUGAACUUAGUUAAACAUCAAGCUAAACUGUUCCCUUGCUCUGUAGUAGACAGUAGCGCCCUGCUAGUGCUGUGAAUGAACCAACUGGAAGCAGUGACCAAACAGCCGGUGGCAUCUGCACAUUAAUAGAGUUACCAUGGUGACAUCCAACCCCACCUUAUUCUCUUGAAUACAAAAGUCAUAGUGAGCAUAUAACAUGCCUCCCACCCAUCGGUUCUCAAGUCUGUGUACUGCGUGUUUGAAUCUUGGACUUGGACAUCCAUUUUGUGGCCUCUUCAAACAGACAGUGGACAUGUGUUUCAGUGGUACUCAGUGCUAUCCAAAUGGACAUGUAUGUAAACAGGCAGCCAUUUUGGGGCCCGAACAGAGAUUUCACAAGGAGACAGUGCUGUUUUUGGUAGAACACUUUACCUUUGCGCCUAUCGUUGUGGUUACUCGUGGGGUAUUGAAGAGUGUACAGUUUCACUGAGACUUGAUGCUGCAGCAGCAGCGUAGUGCUUUGUCAACAAAACCAAACUCCCUGAAACUCAUCUCUCUUUUGGACCGCUCUCUCUCACUCUGAGAGACCGUAGACAUGUUUUAUUGAAACAAACUGUACAUACGUACGUUCUCUUUGUUUAUAUUUGAACUGUGUGCCUUUUGUUCAUAAAACUGUUUAUUUAUGUUAGUUUAAUGUAACAUUGAUUAAAUAAAGAAUAUA